AUGUCCUUCGCCAGCCUGCUCAGGUCAUCGAGACUAGCAAGCCUACCACCCUCCAUCAAGCCAUCCGGCCCCAACAACCAAUUCCCACUCGCACCAGCAAUCGCAACCACAACCGCCAACCAAGCAGCCGGCGACUGGGGACUUAAACGACCUCUCCCCCGUCUCAAGACAAAGCAUAUCGCAAUCUCGAACCUGGAUACACAAGAACAUCAAACACCCUUCAAGUCUGCCAACGAACACACCAAAUUCGUCAAACGCUGGCAAGAAAUGGGUUUUAAACCUUCGAGUGCAGAGACAUUUGCAGAUGGUUGGCAUCUCCUUGGACAAAAUCGUGCGGCACCGCCUGCUUUUGGUGCAAUUCAUCCUGAAUCACUCUCAAAGCAAGAGGCCGCUCGGCUCCUGUCUCGAGCGCGGAAACAACGUCGUGCCUUUCUAUCAAAACACAGUGCCCCGAGUCAGGAUAAUGCAAACGCCGUUGUCUAUACUCCCAAAACGCUCGAAUCGCUCCGUUUAGCAAUGAAGGAAGAGUUUAAUCUCGUCACAAGCAAACCAGGUCGUGUCCAGUCAAAUGGUGGUUUGGCCUAUCACCCACCAGGCAUGCUACACGUCUACAACACCCCAGCCGGCCCACAAGAACGACAACUCGUUGCGCGGCAUCUCAAGUAUAAAGGACCCAGUCGCGUUGUUGGGUUUGGUGGUAUUGUGGCCAAUGCCAACCGAGUGGGUGCGAAUCGGCCGUCUGGUAGGGAUACGACGCUGACGGUGUAUCCUACGCGUGCAGAAUUCAGAGAAGAUGGCAGUCUUGAAGUGAAUGUAUCAAAGCAUGCACCUGCAAGAGUUCAUAGCUAUGAAGCAGAGCGACGGACAGGCGAGGCGUGGAAGGGGCUUGCAGCGCGUGACUUGACGAUGGAGGAUCCAGAGGAUGAUUUCUUGCUGCAGCUCGAUCAGUUGCGAGAGGCAUCUCCUCUGUUCAAGCGGUAG
This is a messenger RNA of Protomyces lactucae-debilis, 981 nucleotides long. RefSeq names its product mitochondrial ribosomal protein MRP51. Gene Ontology annotation, biological process: mitochondrial translational initiation. The transcript has a single exon. NCBI's taxonomy places the organism in Eukaryota, Fungi, Ascomycota, Taphrinomycetes, Taphrinales, Protomycetaceae. Gene Ontology annotation, molecular function: structural constituent of ribosome. The record is from RefSeq and is a predicted model, not a curated record. Gene Ontology annotation, cellular component: mitochondrial small ribosomal subunit. Bases 1 to 981 code for a protein of 326 amino acids.